Molecule: messenger RNA, 4080 nt
Organism: Penicillium nucicola
Lineage: Eukaryota; Fungi; Ascomycota; Eurotiomycetes; Eurotiales; Aspergillaceae
Product: putative ABC multidrug transporter
Exons: 13
Coding region: 1-4080 (1359 amino acids)
Biological process (GO): transmembrane transport
Cellular component (GO): membrane
Molecular function (GO): ABC-type transporter activity; ATP hydrolysis activity; ATP binding
Source: RefSeq, a predicted model, not a curated record
AUGGAAACUCCAUCUUCGGGCACAGCGACGCCCGUCGAUCUGGAAAAUGGACAAGACCAGAUUCGGAAACGCUUGACAGUGACUUUCCGAGAUCUCAAUGUUCGAGUCACAGCACCAGAUGCCGCAUUAGGAAGUACGCUGUGGUCAGAAGUCGAUCCACGACAGAUCGGAAGCUUAAUUAAGCGUGGAAAUCGGCCCAAAAGAACAAUUCUCAAAGAUCUCGCUGGUCAAAUUAGACCUGGAGAAAUGCUUCUUGUUUUGGGACGUCCAGGCUCCGGAUGUACAUCCCUUCUACGCGUCCUCGCAAAUGAUCGUGAUAGCUUCGACGAAGUAUCUGGAACUACCAACUACGGCGCCAUGGACCACAAAGAAGCCAAACGCUAUCGGCAGCAGAUCAUGUUCAACAAUGAAGACGAUCUUCAUUUUGCAACGCUAUCUGUGAACCGAACAAUCAAAUUUGCUCUCCGCAACAAAGUUCCCAGUGAACGCCCUGAACAAUUGAAAAACCGAAAGGACUUCGUCCAAGACCAUCGUGAUGGUAUUCUGGAUUCCCUCGGAAUCAGUCAUACAAAGAAGACCAUGGUCGGUAACGAGUUCAUUCGGGGUGUUUCUGGUGGUGAGCGCAAGCGUGUCUCGUUGGCCGAAGUCAUGGCAGGACAGAGUCCUGUUCAGAUGUGGGACAACCCGACUCGAGGCUUAGAUUCCAAAUCAGCUGUGGAAUUUGCUCGAAUGCUCCGUCGUGAAGCCGAUAGGAACGACAAGACUAUCAUCACCACCACCUAUCAAGCUGGAAACGGGAUUUAUGACCAGUUCGACAAGGUUUUGGUGUUGGCCGAAGGUCGGGUCACUUACUAUGGUCCUCGCCGUCUCGCUCGAAAAUACUACGAAGAUCUCGGAUUUAUUUGCCCCAAGGGCGCCAAUAUCGCCGACUUCCUCACUUCAGUGACCGUCUUGACUGAGCGCACAGUGCGACCCGGCUGGGAAGAGAAAGUGCCAAACACCCCAGAGGAUUUCGAGUCCUGCUAUCACAACAGCACCGUUUACAGAGAACAGCUCGAUUCUAUUGUCCCUCCCGAGAAACUCGCUUAUGAGACCGAAGAUAUGGAGAUGGCGGUGGCUAGCGAAAAGGGAAAGCAACAUAUUCCACGCAAGACAAGUCCUUACACAGCCAGCUUGUGGUCUCAGAUCGGAGCUUGCACGACUCGACAGUUCCAAAUUAUGUGGGGAGACAAAUUCUCUCUGAUGGUUAAGGUCUCCUCGGCGAUUAUCCAAGCUCUUGUGUGUGGUAGUUUGUUCUACAACCUGAAAGACGACAGCAGCUCCAUCUUCUUGCGUCCUGGAGUGUUAUUCUUCCCUGUCCUCUACUUCUUGCUUGAAUCGCUGUCUGAAACAGUAGGGUCAUACAUGGGCAGGCCGAUUCUAUCACGUCAAAAGCGAUUUGGAUUCUAUCGCCCUACAGCCUUCGCCAUCGCCAACGCUAUAACUGAUAUCCCAGUUGUGGUGGUCCAAGUUACCUGUUUCUCACUAAUCCUCUACUUCAUGGCUGCCCUGCAGAUGGAUGCCGGAAGGUUCUUCACCUUCUGGAUCAUCGUCAUCAUACUGACACUGUGUUUUGUUCAACUUUUCCGAUCAGUGGGUGCUGUAUGCAAAACCUUCGGAAAUGCGUCCAAGAUCUCCGGUUUGCUUUCCACUGUCUUCUUUGUCUAUGGAGGUUACCUUAUUCCAUUCCAUAAGAUGCACGUCUGGUUCCGAUGGAUCUUCUAUCUUAAUCCUGGUGCAUAUGCAUUUGAGGCUUUGAUGGCGAACGAAUUCGUUGGCAGAAGCUUGAAGUGUAUUGAGCCUGACUACAUUCCAUAUGGAGCUGGAUACUCCAGCUCCGCAUCUUCGCAUCGUGGAUGCUCGGUACUUGGAAGUGACGACCAAGGCAUGAUCGAUGGAGCGAAAUACAUCAAGGAACAGUACAGUUACUCCUACCACCAUGUCUGGAGAAGCUUCGGAAUUCUUGCUGGAUUCUGGAUUUUCUUCAUCUUCUUGACAUCCGUUGGCCUUGAACUGCGAAACAGCCAAAGCGGCUCUUCUGUUCUACUUUACAAGCGUGGUAGCGAGAAGAAGAAAGAGACCGAGGCCUCACAGUCACGAGAACUAGCAGACCCAAGUGCUCUCUUGGGAUCUGUCAAGCAAUCAACCUUCACUUGGAAGGAUCUUGACUACCAUGUGCCCUUCCACGGUGAAAAGAAGCAACUUCUCAACAAGGUCUUUGGAUUUGUUCAACCUGGAAACUUGGUCGCCUUGAUGGGAGCCUCCGGAGCUGGUAAAACAACACUCUUGGAUGUACUGGCACAGCGAAAGGAUAGUGGAGAGAUUGUUGGCUCAGUUUUGAUUGACGGUCGACCUGUCGGAAUCAGUUUCCAGCGAACUACAGGAUACUGUGAGCAGAUGGAUGUCCACCUCGAAACCGCUACUGUCCAGGAAGCUCUUCGUUUCUCGGCCAUUCUUCGACAACCAUCCGGCGUGUCAUAUGAAGAGAAGAUUGCCUAUGUUGACCACAUUAUUGACCUUUUGGAACUGAGAGAUAUCAGUGAUGCUCUCAUCGGAGUCCCCGGUGCUGGUCUUAGUAUUGAGCAGCGGAAGCGUGUUACGCUUGGUGUCGAACUUGUCGCAAAGCCUACAUUGUUGUUCUUGGAUGAGCCAACUUCGGGUCUUGAUGGACAAAGUGCGUUCAACAUUUUGCGUUUCCUCCGACGAUUGGUCGAUGGAGGACAAGCUGUUCUGUGCACUAUUCAUCAACCUUCUGCGGUGCUAUUCGAUGCCUUCGAUGGCCUUCUUUUGCUGGCCAAGGGUGGAAAAAUGGCGUACUUUGGAGAAACAGGCAAAGAAUCUCACAAAAUUCUCGAGUACUUCGACAAAAACGGAGCGCCAUGCCCCCCGGACGCCAACCCUGCAGAACAUAUCAUCGAUGUCAUCCAAGGAGGUUCCACUGGCAAAACGGACUGGGUCGACGUUUGGAACCACUCAGAGGAGCGCGAAAAGGCUCUCGCCCAGUUGGACGCGCUCAAUGAGUCCAGCAAGGCUGGUGCAGAUUAUGUUGAAGAUACGUCUGACUAUGCCACUUCUCACUGGUUCCAGUUUAUGGAAGUCUCCAAGCGCCUUAGUGUUCAUAUCUGGCGGUCACCGGAUUACAUGUGGAACAAGAUCAUUCUUCACAUUUUUGCCGCACUUUUCAGUGGUUUCACAUUCUGGAAAAUUGGUAAUGGCACCUUCGCACUUCAGCUCAGACUCUUUGCCAUUUUCAACUUCAUUUUCGUCGCCCCUGGAUGUAUUAACCAGAUGCAACCGUUCUUCCUGCACAACCGAGACAUCUUUGAAACUAGAGAGAAGAAGUCUAAAACCUACAGUUGGAUUGCUUUCAUUGGAGCGCAGACUAUCACUGAGAUUCCUUACCUGAUUAUCUGUGCCACGCUAUACUUCCUAUGCUGGUACUUCACCGCAGGAUUCCCCGCAACACCGAGUGUUUCCGGUCAAAUUUAUCUUCAAAUGAUCUUCUAUGAGUUCCUUUAUACCUCGAUUGGACAGGCUAUUGCAGCCUAUGCGCCAAAUGAGUACUUCGCCGCCGUCAUGAACCCAGUUCUCAUUGGAGCUGGUCUUGUCAGUUUCUGUGGUGUGGUCGUCCCAUACUCAGCUAUGCAGCCAUUCUGGCGCUUCUGGAUGUACUACCUGGACCCCUUCACCUAUCUGGUUGGUGGACUGUUUGGUCCAGUGAUCUGGGACGUCAAGGUCAAAUGCGAGGCUUCAGAGUUUGUGAAAUUCACUGCUCCUUCUGGGCAGACUUGUGGUGACUACAUGGCCGAUUUCCUCGCAACCCAGACUGGCUACCUGCUCGACGCAAACUCCACCGGAUCAUGUUCAUUCUGUCAAUACUCCCAGGGCGCUGAUUACGCGAAAACAUUCAACAUCCGGGAGAAAUACUAUACCUGGAGAGAUAUUGGCAUUACAGCCCUUUUCUGCCUGUCUUCUUAUGCCUUGGUCUUCUUGAUGAUGAAGCUCAGAAGUAAAAAGACGAAAAGCGCACGCUCUGAAUAA